UUGGGGAAUUCAUCUUCGCACUCAGGAUGGGAUGCUUGCUAGUAUUGACAGCCAUUUUAUGUUUGGCUAACACUGUUCAUGGCCAAACACCAACGUCGGAUGACUUCAAAAGACAGGAGCUGGAAUCAACAAAAAAUGGCACAAUAGCUGAGACUCAAAGUCAACAACAAGAUCAACAACAAGAGGUGUCCAGUGGUCUGUCUAAUGAUGGAACAUUAACUGUAGGGGAUUUUCAGGUUGUGUUUGACUACGCUUUGAAGGAGAUUAUGAUGAGUUAUAACAUUACAGUUGAGGACGUCCAACAAAUGCUGGAAAACUAUUCACAAGGCGGAAGUGCAUCCAUCAUGAAAACAAUUACGGACCCAGAGACCGGAAAAGAGGAGGUUAUCUCUAUAGAUUUUGGUGAUGCAAUCCUCAGCAAAGCGGAAGUAGAUCAUAAUAACGCUCAAAAACAAAUUGACAACACCAUAUCGGCACAACAAAAUGAAUUUAACCCUAUGGAACUUAAUACGGAAGCAGCAGAUCCAACUCUAGGUUUGAACAGAGGAGACCCUAAUCUUGAAAGAUCAGCUCAAACUUCCGUUGCAGGCCCCCCUUCAAUUCCUCGCCCAUUGGACUCCGAUCAGCCAUCAUAUGAAGAACUGAGACAAGAACUGUCCAGAAUGCAGGCCAGAGAAAUGUACCUCCUCAGACGGCUUAGAAUUCUGUCUGCUAGGUAUUUGCAAAUGCUCGGAAGACGGGGAACCCCUGUUCCGGGAAAUGCGCAAAAUAUACGAAUUCCAUUUAUCAGGCGCAUUAACUUCCGGCGCUCACCACAACGAACGUUAUCCGGAAUUGUAACAGGUAGAAACGUAAGAAGAGGUCCUCCAGUUCGGGUGUUUUAAUCAACCGCUUUUAAUUAGAAAAUGAAAGAUUUAUAUGGCUUCCUUUGGUCCGUUUUACUCUGUACAACUAUCACAGAAUGUAUCUUGUAGUAAAUAAAGUAUAUGGAAUUUGA
This is a messenger RNA of Saccostrea echinata, 997 nucleotides long. RefSeq lists its product as uncharacterized. NCBI's taxonomy places the organism in Eukaryota, Metazoa, Mollusca, Bivalvia, Ostreida, Ostreidae. The record is from RefSeq and is a predicted model, not a curated record. The coding region runs from base 27 to 884 and encodes 285 amino acids. The transcript is spliced from 4 exons.